Dreissena polymorpha is the source of this 707-nucleotide messenger RNA. RefSeq names its product kunitz-type serine protease inhibitor bitisilin-3-like. The record is from RefSeq and is a predicted model, not a curated record. NCBI's taxonomy places the organism in Eukaryota, Metazoa, Mollusca, Bivalvia, Myida, Dreissenidae. The transcript is spliced from 3 exons. Bases 135 to 524 code for a protein of 129 amino acids. Gene Ontology annotation, molecular function: serine-type endopeptidase inhibitor activity.
UAUAUUUAGUGUUUUGUUAUCAUAAGUGUAAAUAAACCACUUCUAUUAACAUCUGUAAACAUCAAUAAACAUCCGUAAUACAACUUAUAAAGAGACGACAUCGGCGUUGUUUUUCAUCAAUUUCAGAAGACGCCAUGGCUGUAACAGUAGCGAUCGUUCUUCUUGGUGUCUGCCUUGCGGCAAAUGUGAUGGCAAAUCGGAAAGUCUGCAGUCUGAAGCCGGAUAGCGGACCCUGCGAAGCUCUAGUCAUCCAAUGGUACCACGUGAACGGCACGUGCGAUGUGUUUAACUACGGCGGCUGCUUAGGGAACCGGAACAACUUCGAUACAAAGGAGGAAUGCGAGCAGAAGUGCAUAGUUUGUAAUCUGCCCGUAGUAACCGGGCGCUGCGAAGCGUAUAUGCCCAGUUGGUACUUCAACAAUGGCGUCUGUAAGAAGUUUGUAUACGGCGGAUGUGGUGGCAACGGCAACAGGUUCAAAUCGCGAAAUGCUUGCCGGCGCGCAUGCACAAUCAAACGACAGUAAACGUAAACGAAGUUUCUGUUCGUCGUACAUGUAGAGACAUCAUGAUUUCGACGCUGUGAACUAAUAUAGCGACUGUAUCAAUGCUUGUUGCUAUUUAUAUGCGCUGGCAGACAUGUUUUUAUAAUAAUAAAUUAUAUCAUGAUAUUUGUUAUACAUGUAAAUAAAAUAUUACAUCUCUCUGUU